AUGGCAAGCGACUUCUCUUCUGCGAUGACCACCCGGUCGCUCCGCAUGGUCCGAACCGAGCUGGAGUUCCUAGCAGAUUCCUCAGUGAUCACCCGCCAACAGCUCAACUCUAUCUUAUCCCAACUGCCCGAUGAAUCCGAUGCCCGUCCAGUAUCCAGGAACCGCCAGGCCACGCCUGCGCUGCACCAACCUACACCCCUGCCGGCACCUGUCCAGGCACAGCCUCCUCCAGCUCCCUAUUCUCCUCCCGUAUCACAGAUGAACAAUGCCUCAUUGAAUGAGAAAGCCCCGCUACACAAUCAAUAUGCCACCCCGCCUCCUCAGAUGCCCCCGCCAGCCUAUAACCAAGGCCCGCCUGUUUUGUCUGUCGCCUCGGCCUUGUAUGCAUACACACCUACAGAUGCUGGUGAUCUGGCGCUAGUGCCCAAUGAUCGCAUUCAAGUUACGGAGCACAUGAAUGAUGACUGGUGGCGCGGUCGCAAUGAGCGCACUGGCUUGGAGGGCAUCUUCCCUCGCAGCUAUGUCAAUGUUGUUGAAGAGAAGGGACCUGUCUCCCAGCCCACAAGCUACGGAAACAUGCCUCUGGAAGUCAGCCAGGGUGGUCAAUCAACCGACCCGAACCAGAAGAGCAAGCUGGAGGAGGGCGGUAAGAAGUUUGGGAAGAAGCUGGGCAAUGCUGCGAUCUUCGGUGCUGGUGCUACGGUGGGCUCCAACAUCGUGAACAGCAUUUUCUAG
Molecule: messenger RNA, 735 nt
Organism: Penicillium malachiteum
Lineage: Eukaryota; Fungi; Ascomycota; Eurotiomycetes; Eurotiales; Aspergillaceae
Product: SH3 domain-containing protein
Exons: 4
Coding region: 1-735 (244 amino acids)
Biological process (GO): protein transport to vacuole involved in ubiquitin-dependent protein catabolic process via the multivesicular body sorting pathway
Cellular component (GO): ESCRT-0 complex
Molecular function (GO): protein binding
Source: RefSeq, a predicted model, not a curated record